AAGAAAAGGCUGAAUGGAACACCCCGACUGUUACACUGCACAGGCAGAUACAUUGAUCAUUUUUUUCCUAGACCGGUCAACUUUGAGACUAUGGGUUUCAUCGGAGAUUCGAUCGAGUCUUUGAAGUCCAUUAAUGUCAGACAAUCCAUAGAGCUGGUCAUCACUCUGGGUAUGAUUGUUUCAUCAGCACUAGUUAUAUGGAAGCUUUUAAUGUGUGUUACUGGUUGCGAGUCACCCGUUGUUGUAGUUCUUACCGAAAGCAUGGAACCCGCAUUCCAGAGGGGAGAUAUUCUGUUCUUACGAAUGGGUGAAGAACCUAUUCGGGCGGGUGAAAUUGUUGUGUUUAACAUUGAUGGCCGUGACAUUCCAAUCGUCCAUCGUGUAAUCAAGGUUCAUGAACGGAAUGAUACAGCAGAUUUCGAUGUCCUUACAAAAGGGGAUAACAAUAGAGAGGCGGACGAUAGAGGCAUAUACGCCCCAGGUCAGGAGUGGCUUCAGCGACACCACAUCAUGGGUAGAGCCGUUGGGUUUUUACCUUAUGUUGGCUAUCUUACGAUCAUCAUGACCGAAAAGCUUAUUAUAAAGUAUGUUCUUUUCGGUGCAUUGGGUUUGCUCGCGAUGACAUCCAAAGGUUGAUAAUCAAGCAUCCAAAAAAUCAUCAGAUUUUCAUAUACUUAAAAGAGUCUUAAAAUUUCUUCCAAAUAUAUAUAUGAAGUGUCAACAUUAGCGAAACAAAAAACGCACACUUGUUGGUUUUAUCGGUAUCACCACAAUAGUCUAGCCUUGGACAUUAAGGCAUCACUCUCAUCAUCCACUGAACCAUAUCGCGGCUUCUUUAAUAUAUCAGCCGGUAGUGCAUCUCUUUUCCAA
Helianthus annuus (common sunflower) is the source of this 870-nucleotide messenger RNA. Its product is annotated as signal peptidase complex catalytic subunit SEC11C. Gene Ontology annotation, cellular component: signal peptidase complex; membrane. Gene Ontology annotation, molecular function: serine-type endopeptidase activity. The record is from RefSeq and is a predicted model, not a curated record. The transcript has 9 exons. Lineage: Eukaryota; Viridiplantae; Streptophyta; Magnoliopsida; Asterales; Asteraceae. Bases 91 to 636 code for a protein of 181 amino acids.